UGGUCCGUCUGGUCUCAUUUCUGUUCUGUCCAUCCUGGUGUGAGCUUCUGUGACAUUAUCCGAAAGAUAAGCGUAGAGUUUCAAGAAGGUAAAACGCAGACAAAAUGUCAGUCAGUGAAGAAACCCUCCAGUUGAUUAAAGAAGCCGUCAAAAAUGGUGGCAAUCCCUCUGGUAGGCUGAUCCGGUCAAAAUUGACUAAUCAACUGUUGUGGCAAAAUAGCGAGUGCGAUAAGAAUGAUCCUGUUACGGACUAUCUGGCUACGAUUGAUGCUGAAACCCAACGGGAACCUAUUCUGGCUCGCAACGGAAGUAAAGUUUUCGGUGAAAUCCUUUCAAACUGUCGACUGAUGAAUGAUGAUAAAACGCAGGUGGAAAGAGCGACACAUAAAAACCGAGUGAUGCACGACAAGGAGAACUGGCAGGAUCAGUGGCAAAUACUCAAAAGUGCUGGCAAAUAUUGCAGUUUCUGUAAAAGCAACCAAGAAGGAAGAGAAGUCUACUUAUCUCACAACUUGAAGGAUCCAAACGGCGAAUUAGCAUGUCCUAUUCUAAAAGAGUGCAUCUGCAAUUGUUGCGGCGGACGUGGACAUACUGUUGCCUAUUGCCCUGCAAAUAAAACUGGGACCAGCAUCCUGAAGAUGAUAAAUCGCCAGAAUCGGAUCUACUAAGCUUCUGUCUACUACACCUUCAGCUGAAGGAUUUAACAAACUUUUUCGAUUGCCUUCGGGCUCGUUUACUAUACAUAUAUUUAUUUAUUUAUUGCUCAA
This is a messenger RNA of Toxorhynchites rutilus septentrionalis, 767 nucleotides long. RefSeq lists its product as uncharacterized. NCBI's taxonomy places the organism in Eukaryota, Metazoa, Arthropoda, Insecta, Diptera, Culicidae. Gene Ontology annotation, cellular component: perinuclear region of cytoplasm. Gene Ontology annotation, biological process: negative regulation of translation; oogenesis. Gene Ontology annotation, molecular function: mRNA binding; zinc ion binding. The coding region runs from base 105 to 668 and encodes 187 amino acids. The record is from RefSeq and is a predicted model, not a curated record. The transcript has 3 exons.